UGUUCCUCCAAAGCCACUGGAGAGGCGAGAAUAUUGAUAAAUUAACUCGCUGCGUUGGAUGAUCUGAAGAGUGUGAGCAAGUCUCACUGAGAUGAAAAUGUUCGGUUUCUCAGUUCUCCUUGGGGUCGUUUAUCUCGGGGAGCUGACCGGACAGGGCAACGUCCCGUGGAAGCCAGUUUUGUCUGUGAAUCCGGACUAUGGAGUGUUUUUGGAUGGAGAGAGAAUUGCUUUGACGUGUCAAUGUCAGUGCCCCAUUACAAUGGUCCGCUAUUACGAAGGUUGGGAGCUGUUAUCAGUCGCGCUCCCCAUUUUCGGAAAGUGCGAGGCAUCGGUAAAUGACUUGGUCGAUACAGGUCGAAGUUUCUACACCUGUGAAUGUGUAAGCCCUUGGGAUCAGCGUGAUUCAGCACGGAGCGACGUUGUUCUGGUGUCUACCGGAGACAUACCCGCGGCACCGACAAUCCAAAAAGAGGUAAAUAUGUCGGCAAAUUCAAACGGAGAGAAUGUUUUUGUUACCUGCAAAGGCGAUAUUCGUGAGAACGGGGGAACAUUUUACCUGUACAAAUGUGGGACCGCAGAUUACGAGCAGCAUCGUGCUGUUACUGGCCGAUUGCAACAUGUGACAUUUAGCAUAAAUGUCAGGAGCAAAAAUUUUGCGGGAAAUUAUUGCUGCGGCUAUCUAACGGAAGCUUUAGGAGAUCUAUACCGUUCACCGCUGAGUAAACCUCUUGCUGUUACUGAGGAAGAUAAAUACAUCACCUCGAAGUCCUCGUUGCGACAUUACUUUAGUGCCAUCGUACUCGUACUGCUGGUGCUCAUAGUUGUUGAACAUUUCGUGUCGGCAUGUCACCGAAAGGCAGGAAAACCAUUGGAGGGAACAGAUGAUUCAAGCCUUCGCAACAGUGAGGCGACAGUCGACGUGUCCCCCAGUUAAUUCACUGUUUCAAGCGUGUCUUCCGACGAUAUCCAGAAUAUAUUGUUAGUGCAUUGGGAGCGUUUCUGUUUUAUUUUCUUCCUGUCACGCUAUGCCAGCUGUUGGACAGAUGUAACUGUUCCGAAGUUGCUCCCUCUAUCUCUCUCUCGCUAAUGCAUAUUAACAUCACUGUAACCAUCCAGCACUACGCCAGGUGUAAUUAUCUCAUCAGAACACCCGAUGAAAAUGAGCAAGGCUGUCGGUGUUCAGUGAAAUGGAAAUUGAGCUAUACGCCACUUUUUGGUGUGAUACGUGGUUUAAGCAGAAACCCAUACCAGAGCUGAAGCUCAAAUUUUCUUGCUUUCGAAUAUCAUGGUGCAUGUGCUUUAGAAUAUAACUUUAAUGUUUGGGAAUAUAUCGUUUAGGAUGAGUGCUAACGAGCCUAUUAUAGAAGAGAUGAUGCUACAAAGCACCAGAUGAGCUUGCUUAACUAAAUAACUGGAGACAUAGCAUCUGGGAAUCUUGCAUUAGUGGUUUUUCCAGUAAAAUGUUCAUUUUUCAGGAGUGAGAAUGAAGGUAGAUUUUUUGAACAGUUAGCGAAUGACAUCAAUUCUGAAAUUCCAGAAAUAUUGCAAAACCCUUUUACUUCAUCAGAUCAAAAGGGCAAUUGAAAAUGGGGGGUGAUUAAUCUAAAGGUCAGUUAGAGGACCCACCAGUGUGAGCUACGAAUUCAUUGAGAUAGUAGAGAUUGGGGAGGUUCUCUGGUUUCAAAUUACCCGGGUGAUUGCUGGGCGACUGUUUUGUUUAGUUGCAGAUUGGACCUUGUGUGGUUUGCAGGUGACGAAGAGUUAGCUAAAUUAAAUGACUGUUAGAUAGACCCACACAUAAAAAAAUGGGCUUGUGGAAUACGUGUAAGGCUUAUCUCAGUUGGAAUUUUGUAAGGGAGCUGAAGAUGGGAAAUUUCAUUUUUUUUAAAUGACUGUAAUAUUCUACUGUGCCCCUCCAAACAGCCUCGCGCCACAGAAAGCAAUGUGUUGAUUGGCAAAGAAGUAUUGAAAGUAACCUCUACGAGGAGUGAGUCAGCCACACCCAAUACAACAUAAAUUAAAGUUUUACCUCUGAGGGCAGCUGGAGCUGUGGAGAAUUAUUCACAAGAUUUACAUACUUAUUGGCAUUUUUCAUAGAAGCAAGUAACUAAGAGAACGAUGUGCUUUGUAAUUUUUGGUAGAAGCAAAGAAUGAACUGAGUGAAUAGCAUAGGAAGUGAUAAAAUAGAUUGUUAAGGCCAUAUUGAUAGUUUUGUUUGUGUAUUUUAUAUGCAAUAAAUGUGUGAUUUUUAAAGAAAAA
Carcharodon carcharias (great white shark) is the source of this 2259-nucleotide messenger RNA. RefSeq lists its product as uncharacterized. The coding region runs from base 92 to 934 and encodes 280 amino acids. NCBI's taxonomy places the organism in Eukaryota, Metazoa, Chordata, Chondrichthyes, Lamniformes, Lamnidae. The record is from RefSeq and is a predicted model, not a curated record. The transcript is spliced from 6 exons.